Dioscorea cayenensis subsp. rotundata (Guinea yam) is the source of this 744-nucleotide messenger RNA. Its product is annotated as zinc finger CCCH domain-containing protein 28-like. The record is from RefSeq and is a predicted model, not a curated record. Lineage: Eukaryota; Viridiplantae; Streptophyta; Magnoliopsida; Dioscoreales; Dioscoreaceae. Gene Ontology annotation, molecular function: mRNA binding; metal ion binding. The transcript is spliced from 2 exons. Bases 1 to 744 code for a protein of 247 amino acids.
AUGGAUCCAAAUCACUUCAAUCAACCCUUUGCUUUCAACCACCACCAGCAAUUCUAUAACAAUAAUCCUCAACAAACAAUCCUCACCGGUGACAACAUGCAUAAUAAUCUCACCGCCACCGGCAACUAUGGUGGUCUGCACCGGACUCCGGCUCCACCGUUCCGGCCACCGUCAACGACGAUGGAAGUGGCUGGGAACAACACUGCUCGUUUUCCACCACAACUUCCCAACAACACCAAGAAACAACGCAACUCGUUUUACAAGACCGGUCUCUGCAACAAAUUCCAACAGUAUGGCACGUGCCCGUACGGUGACACGUGCACGUUCGCCCAUGGUUUUGCUGAGCUUCGCAAACCAAACCCGAACCCGAACCCAAACCCAAACCGAAACUCGAACUCGGGCUUGUGUUUCAGUUUCAUGAGAACUGGGUUUUGCAGUAAUGGGAACACUUGCCGGUACUCACAUAUGAGACCGCAGCCUGAUUUUGCUCCUAGAGUUCCUUUUAACCCACGGCCUUCUUUGAUGAUGAAUCAUGCUCAUCCUCUUACAAGUGGUGAGGCUGUUGUGGUUCCAAUGGGCAUUCAAAACACUGGUGUGAGUACUAUGAAUAUCAAUCCAAAUCCAAGUACAGAGAUCAAGAAUUCUUCAAAUCCGAGUAGAAAGAUCAAGAAUGGCGUUAAACGUAGUCUGCUGUUCAAGACUGGAAGGAAGAUAGUCAACAUCUAUGCAGAUUGGACACAUUAA